Molecule: messenger RNA, 9016 nt
Organism: Pyrenophora tritici-repentis Pt-1C-BFP
Lineage: Eukaryota; Fungi; Ascomycota; Dothideomycetes; Pleosporales; Pleosporaceae
Source: RefSeq, a predicted model, not a curated record
AUGGUGACAAAUAUUCAGGAUGCAAAGAUCCUCAUUCAAUCUCCAAAAGCAAAAGAACGUGGGAGCGGUCUCAAAGACCUCGUUCACAUCCUCAAGCACAACCGCGGAAAGCCCAGUCUUGAGGCGCUCAGUAACAAGGCCUACCUAGCGUUAUGCGAAACCCUCUUCCAGUGCCUGCGCGAUGAGCAGGCAAACUUCCUUCGUAACAGACACAAGGCCAAGCCUGCUCCGCACCUUCCUCUCGCCGCCUCGGCUCUGCGUCAUGUCAUUGCAUCGGGCGUACGAACAAUUAAAAGCUCUACCGUCGAGGUCAUCAUAGACACCAUAACCGAGGUAUUGCCAGGGAACAAUGGUCUGAUUGAACCGCUUCUUGAGGAUCUCCCCAAGACCCUCCGUUCAGUGUUCGAAUACCAGCCUCAUGUUGAGCGUCUCUCCAAAGACUGCUGGGACGCUGCAGUCGACCUUUGCAUUGAGUCGCUAGCCGAACUCUGUUCAGAGCCCGCUGAAGCUGAGCCGCAGAACAGCUGGAGCACGAGCGUAUCAAGUCGUGCUCGCACUCCGCUAGAGUCUACCGACUUUACCUCUUCUAGAGCAUCUCCACGCCCGCAAGUGACCAGGAACAGGCAAGCUUCACUCCAGCAUGCUCACGCAGCUGAGGACUUUGUGCAUUGCUUGUAUUAUCUUGUCAAGGCAUCCAAUGCGCCAUUACUGGACAAGGCUGAUAACGUCCUGACAGCAUUACUGCACUACUUACAACAGAGGACUGGUCGUGGCAGUGUCGCCGCUGCUGCAUUUGCGGCUAUCAAUUCCGUCCUGGCUCGAAUUACAUUGCAGUCCCUUGAUUUGACUAAACGCACGGUGCUAGAACUACUCCCUCUAAUGAAGUCCAUGUGGUCUGAGGCCGUAUUGCGAGAUGAGAUCAUGAUCAACUUGAUGUAUACUGAAGCCCACAUUGCAAGUCUCCUUCUUGAUCCAGACGACGAGACGACUAGUUCCAGUCUUGAGGCUCUGGUCGAGACCAUGUACAGCGACUACCGACGCCGACAGGAUACCACAGCGCACCAAUAUCUCGAAGAGGAUCAUCUUUGCUUUCGGCACUUGGGACCUGCCGACCAGAACACGCACCCGCUGAACACAUGCGCCUUUUCCAUGGAGAUGGAGCAUGAGCGCUACGAGGGUCUCUGGUCUACAGUGUCAACUAUUGCACGUUUUUCCUUCAUGCUCGAUGAGAGACGUCGGACCAUUGCCCAUGAUCGUAGCGAUAGUGAAGAAAGCUUCAGCAAACGUAUUCGCGUCACGCAGCUCUUCCCAGAAUAUCUCUGUCAUGUGUCAGAGCCCAGAUCUAAUGCCAAGCGAGCUGCUCUACAAGUGGUUACUUUCAUGGUCCAGGAAGGUCCCUUCGACGAGGACGUACUUCAAACGAUGGUGGAGAAGCUUACUUCAUGCAUUUCCGACGAGAACCCAGUACACUCGGCAUGGUCAAUGAUAGGUUUGGCAGGUGCUGCCCUCCAACGCUCAGCAUCUCAUCCUGCACUUCAGCUAUAUUGGAUAUCAGCGUGGCAGAGCGCGUCUCGGGUAGUCACUUCCACGUCUGUAUCUCGCGCGGCAUGUCACCUCAUGGAUGUUCUUCUCAGGCUCAAAAUUGUUCCAUUCUCAUCGGUUUCGACGACCGUACAAUCGCUGCUUCUGUCGAUCGAAUUGAGUGGCCCGGCAUUACUCACCGAGAGCAGUUCAUCGCUCUUCACUACCAUCCUUCAGGAGCGUAUCAAAGAAAACCCUACACAUUUUAGUUCGACCGCUGAGAGAAUCUUGAACUGGCUCAUCAGCAAAUGGACUCCAGAUCGACCUUUCAACCCACCGAAACCAACAGGUUUCCUGGUACUGGGGCCUGUUGCGCAAGCCAGAACUCAGAUAAUGCGCCACAAAGACUUAGCCGAAUAUCUGUUACUUCUCCCUGUCACAGCAGAUUUCACCGUCAAAAGCGAUGAGCCGGCUUGCAUUGUCGACGACGCAACGAGUGACUAUCACCUUACGCCAAUGGGUGAUCGAAUUACUGAUUUCUGCAUGUCUGAGCUCAACAGGGCUCAGCAACGCUGGAAAGACACGGCGACAACGAACCUCCAAGGCAUAACUUCGGACAUGAUGCGCAUCAUCACCAACCUAUGCAUCGUUGCGUCGGCCGUUGCCACCCUCAGCGACCCUGAUGACCAUCGUAUCCGCAUACUCAAAUCGUCGGUCACCAACCUGAUCGAAUCCUUCAGCGCCGUACUAGCCAAGCCCCAAACUGAACAGUACAAGGUGGAUGCUGUCCUCGAAGCUUGUGCCCGAAGUCUUCCCAGCAUCAGCUCCAUAUCACAGCCGAGCUCGAACAUUUACAAGACGAGUGGGGUUUACCAACUGUCUCGACAAUUAUCCAAGGCCCUACGGGAUCGCAAGGACAUCAAACAAUCAUUUUACGCGGAAGAAGAGGACAUGAUGGAUGUGGACGGUGAGCCCAAUUCACAGAUGGCGAUUGGAGCAGCAGCGUCCGAUAUUGACGUCCCUCGCCAUGAUGUGCAAGCAGAGCACGACGUCUCAGCUUUACGUGCGUCGUGCGCAGCCUACUUGCAGUUUAUUUCAAGUCUUGCCGAAGACCCAGAAUCAGAGCAGAACGAGAUACCCUCCCGGUUUGUCAACUACUUAAUUUCUCUCCCCGAGAACGACCUUCUCCGGUCUCGUCCAUUCCUUCGCGAACUAUGGAACAGCAGCAUGAAGAUAUCUCGAAUCGAUUGUCUCAAUCUUCUGGAACGAUUCAGUGAAGCUCUCAUCGAUCCCCGCGCUCGCGAAUACAACACAUCGGAAGUCGCAAAUAGUAUGUUUGUAGAGGCCUUGAUUGGGACUACGCUCGUGUGGGUGCCAGAUGCAACUGAGCGUGAGGCUCAGGAUCUCUAUGACAACGUCGAGGCCCUGUAUGCGUACUAUGUCAAAGAGAUGGAGAAGGGCGGUGUGAGGCGGUCCGCAACCUUACAAACGACGAUCGCGGUCUUUUUAAGUGGUCUCCUGAAGCAUCAUCCUGAGUUUGCGCAAAAUCGCAAGGUCCCUUCAGUGCGAACCAGUCUUUUCGAUUUACUGUCACGAGGUGAAAUGACCGUCAAAUAUCACAUCGCACAGCACUUGCCGAGGAUGUUCGAGUACUUCGUGCUCAGAGAGCACGAUAAGAUCCUGCAAGAUGUUGACAGCAGUUUGCCUGGAGACGAUGAGGGAAGUGAGGGAAUCGCUGUACGAUUGCUUGUCCUAUCGCGUCUGGCAUCGCAAUGGCAUACGCUGUUGCGCCAUAGCGUAUACCGCAUGUUUGCCACAGCAGGAACUAUACAAGGUGCGGCUUAUCAUGCCCAACGAUGCAUUUCUCAUGUCGCUCGAUCAAGGGGACUUGGUGAUUCACAAAGCCUGUUCAGGCUCUUUGCACCGCAGGUCAUCUUCACAUGGUUGGAUCGAGGUCAGAAGAUCCGCGGCAUCCCGUUCUUGAUUUUCGAUUAUACUUCGCUUCCAGACCUUCUACAAGACAUAGAAGCCGAAGUCGUAGGCCAAGCCAUCAUGUUUGGUCGUAAAGAUGAAGUAGAAUUCUUAGCGGACCAACUGGAGUCUUCUGCAGAAGAGGUGCUGGCAAAAAACAUUGGCAAGGCUGCUGCGUAUACCAUAGCAUGGGAUACAUGCAGAGGCUCCGCACGGAACAAGGCAGAUUCGAGCUGUGGGAACUUGCUGAAAGAUAUGGUCGGUAGUGACAAGUACUACAGUCUGAUACAAAAGCACUUCCCUCAGGUUUUGGGCCACAUAUUACAAACCAUGGAUCACGAAGAACGUGUCGGCAAGUCCCUAGAAAAGAAAGCCCCCUUCAAUUCUGCGGCUGCAGUCUUGGCGGAAAUUACGAGCAUCAAUCAAUCUGCGCAGGGUCUCAAUAUAGGCAUUGAGCCUUCGUUUUCCGCCUUUUACUUGCCAGAUCAGCUUGAGCGCCUUUGUAGACGAACAGGCGACAAGCCUGCGGGUUUUUGGUCAUCGAGCACAUACACUUAUGCGAUGCGUUCUCUCCUCGAUCGCAUUCAUCCAGCACUAGGCUCGCUUUAUGCACGAUCAAUGAUUCGAAAGAUCAGAAUCAUUGUGGCACUCGCUGGACCUAUAGCUCACGAAGGCUACCCACUGCAAAUGACGCUACAGUCCUUGCGUCCUUUUCUUACAGACGUGCAAUGUGCAGAAGACACCGUGGGGAUAAUGCAGUAUCUCUUCGAGCAUGGCGCGGCGUAUCUUCGCCAGCAUCUGAGUUUCGUAACUGGUAUCGGGUUGUCAAUCCUUAUUUCGCUCCGGGUGUUCCUAGGCUCUUCUCAGGAAAGCACAACUCAGCAAUCGCAACACUUGGCGACCAUGAAUGCAGCCAAUAGAUUUCACACCUGGCUCACGGAGUAUCUGAAAGCUCAUGCUCAGGCUAUUUCCACUUCAGAACGGUCAUCAGUUGUGAAAGCAUUCAGACUCAUCACCACUACUGCUUCACAAGUCAAUGCCGAAGGUAACUCUGUUCGAGGGAGCGAGGAAAGCAAGCUUCUCUUAGAGAUAUUGGACGAUGUGCGAUCAGGGCGUAAACUCCUGAACAAAACAUCGCGAGACGUCGCAUUAGAUCUGCUAUGUCAGAACUUCCAUCCGGCCCCUACUGCACGAGAUGACGUUCUUGGUACCGACUAUGAGGCCGCAGAGUUUGCACCCCUAGUUUGGGAAUCCAGCCGCAGAAGCAAAGUCGGUGACGGCUAUCUGCUAUGGACAGCGCGGGUAUUGGGUCGAGCAUAUAGCGCUUACGGAGAGGUCAAGAAAAGUUCGGCAAAUCCUUGGCCAUGGUCGUACUCUAGUAUGAGCUCGAAAUCCGUGCUUGGAAAAGUUUCAAGGGAAGCGAUUGUCGAAGAAGUGAUUGAUCUGUUUUACAGCGACGAUCGUAGCGAGGUCAGUCUGGCCGAGGAUGCUGUCCGAUGCCUGAUCUCUCGCCUGGAACCAGAUUCACAAUACCUGAGUGAGAUGCAACGAGUCAUACCAGAGGCCAUCGGUAAAGCUCUCGUAUAUAGACCCCCACAGUGGGUUGAUACGCACUCUCACCAUACAACGCACGGACUUUAUGAAGCAAUUUCACUCACGCAGGCUAAGCCAGUAUCCUCCUGGAUCAGAGAUCUGGCUGUGGCACUUUGCCGAGUCGCAGUAGAAGACCCUAUACUCGGUGCGCUACCUGACCUCUUGACCGGUAUCAAUCACAUGGCGGAGACGCUCUUGCCUUGGAUCCUUCAUCUUGUACUGCUUGAUGAAUAUGAAGCAGAGCGUCAAGUCCACGAUGUUGUUUCAAAAGCUAUAGCAGACUGGUUCGACCACUGUAACGUUCACACCAUUCCACAUGUUCGCAUCCUCAUCCAGUCUAUCCUCUACCUCCGCAGCCAGCCAGUCCCAAAAGAGGCCACUCGAGUGGAGCGAGAUAGGUGGCUAGAGGUGGACUAUAUGAAAGCUGCUCAAGCUGCCGAUAUAUGCGGUAUGCACAGGAGUGCACUCUUGUUCGCAGAAACUUCUUCCAGUCAGCCCAUCGUCAAGAGUAGUACGAGGAGAUCCUCCGUGAUGGUUGACCCUCCUAAGAUUCCACUGCAGCUCCAGCUAUCGAUUUACAAGAAUCUGGAUGAGCCUGACUCUUUCUAUGGUGUGGACCGAGGUUCAAGUCUACUGUCAGUUGUAGAUCGUCUGGAUUACGAAGGGGAUGGUGUCAAAAGCCUGCUCUUUCGUGGGGCUCGGCUUGACAGCCAGAUGCGUCGACGGAACGAAAUCGAACCAGUGGACUCUCGCGGCACAGUGAAGUCACUCAUCAUGUUGAACAUGAACAGCGUCACGCACUCGCUUCUCUCCAAUGACCAAUUCCGUGAUGCAGGGGACGAUGUCGUCGAGAGCACACUUCAUACUGCUCGGAAGCUCGGUCAAUGGGACAUCAAAGCCCCGGAAGUAAGCCAUACCGAAGCAAGCACAUUAUUCAAAGCAUUCCAGGGAUUGCAUUUUGCGAAGAGUGCAGCAGAGGCACAAGAAAACCUAGAUCGUCAGCUCCGGACGACAAUGAACUUCCUUUCUGGAAAGGACAACUCAUCAGUGCCGGCAAAGGUUCGUUUGCGGACCUUGGGAGCCCUGACAGAAGCGGAUGAUAUUAUUAAAGCCGAGCGCUCCGAACAUCUACUAGACAUCUGGGAUCGCAUGAAAGCUCGGGAGAAGUGGAUGCGGGCUGGAGAAUUCAACGACGUGCGCCAGCUCCUAUCUUGUCGUGAAACCUUGUUUAACGUACUCGGUUCAAACGUCGCACUUGUAGACUCGUUACAUACAAGGACCGCGACAAUACGAGGCAUGGAGGCUGAAGCCUUGGUGUCAUCCUCUAGUGUCUGUAGGAAACAUGGCGCGCUUCAGGAGUCUCUCGCUAGUGUAACCUAUCUUUCCGAUAUUGUGCCAGAAUGCAAGGCUAUAGGCCUGGAUAUCGAGGCUACAGCUCAGCACGAGGUAGCGAAUGUGCUUUGGGAACAGGGCGAGACCGAAAUCUCCAUUCGAAUGCGUCAGCACCUCAUCGAUCAUGCAGACUUUGAUUCACAGAAUGCCGAUUUGAGCUUGCCGGUGCUGCUCGCUAGACUGGGUCAUCAUCUUGCCGAAGCCCGCCUUGCCAAGCCUGACACAAUCAUGAAGGAUUAUCUCGAACCAGCAAUCCUUGAGCUCAAAGGCCAGCAUCAGGGCUCCGGUCCAGGCCAAGUUUUCCACGAGUUUGCGCUGUUUUGCGACAAGCAACUCCAGAGUCCUGAGGCGGCCGAAGACAUGGAUCGCAUCAAGACUGUCAUGGACAGGAAGUUGCAGGAAUAUCACGAUUUCACGAAGCUUUCCAAGACCGACAAAAGCAAGGGGAUGCGGGAGACAUACCAUCGAAAUGCCCGUCGGGCAAAGACAUGGUACGAUCUAGACAACGCAGAGUACGAGAGGAUGCGCAAGGGUCGUGAACAAUUUCUGCGGCAAUGUCUGGAGAACUAUCUUCUUUCGCUUUCCGCUAGUGAUGAGUACAAUCACGAUGCGCUUCGUGUAUUCUCUUUAUGGUUGGAGUACUCCGACACUACGCUGGCGAACCAGGCCGUCAAAGCAUACCUCAAGGAUGUUCCGAGCGGAAAGUUUGCUUUGCUCAUGAACCAGCUCUCGUCUCGACUACAAGCGGAUGAGAAUGAUUUUCAGCAUCUGCUGAUGGAGCUCGUCUUCCGCAUCUGUGUCGAGCAUCCAUACCAUGGUAUGCAUCAGAUCUUCGCGAUACAGAUGAAAGUCGGCGCUAUCACUAGGGAAGAUGUCGUUCGAGCCAAAGACGAGUCUGCAAAAUCUCGUCAGAAAGCUGCGGCUGGCCUCGCGAAUGCGCUCAGUAGCGAUAAGAGAGCACGUUCGUACUGGAGCUCCAUCUACCAGUCCAAUGAGAUCUAUCACCACCUUGCUAUGUUCAAGAGUGAGAAGGAGAGUACUCAACAAGGCCGUGAACUACAGCUCGAUAGAUACAAAGAGUCAAAGGACUUGGUAAACAAGGUUCCGAAGCUCAACGUACCCCCCGCUACGCUCCAGAUCGAGGUCAGGCCGAACAUGAACUACAGUGAUCUCCCAAGAAUUGCAGGUUUCAGAUCAACCAUGAGCAUCGCAAAUGGUCUCAGUGCGCCAAAGGUCAUUACUGCCAAGGGCACUGAUGGCAAACCGUACAAGCAACUGUUCAAAUCCGGGAAUGACGACCUUCGUCAAGAUGCGAUCAUGGAGCAAGUUUUCGAUCAAGUCUCACGUCUACUGAAGAACCAUACCGCAACGCGCAUACGCAACCUCGGCAUCCGCACCUACAAAGUUCUGCCGCUCUCGACUCGCUCAGGCCUAAUGGAGUUUGUCCAAAAUACUGUUCCGCUGCAUCUUUGGGUCAUGCCGGCACACGAAAAAUACUAUCCCAACGACUACAAACCGGACAGGUGUCGCAAGGAGAUUGGCGCAUGCCAGCAGGAUUCGCUCACUACGCGCGUCAAGGUGUGGCAGAAGAUUGCGGACAACUUCCACCCUGUGAUGCGCUACUUCCUUCUCGAGCGUUUCGAAGAUCCAGAUGAAUGGUUCGAGCGCCGCCUCGCGUACACACGCUCCACAGCGGCCAUUUCCAUUCUAGGCCACGUCCUGGGCCUCGGUGACCGACAUUGUCACAACAUCCUUCUCGACGAGAAAUCCGGAGAAGUCGUCCACAUCGAUCUUGGCGUGAGUUUCGAGGCUGGUCGCGUCUUGCCAGUACCGGAAGUCGUGCCGUUCCGACUAACGCGUGACCUGGUGGACGGAAUGGGCUACACGAAAACGGAAGGUGUAUUCCGACGGUGCUGCGAGUUUACAAUGGACACGCUACGCGAAGAGAGGGAGUCCAUCAUGACACUUCUCAACGUCCUGCGCUACGACCCACUUGUCAACUGGAGCGUUACGCCUACAAAAGCGAAACGCAUGCAGGAAGCCAAUCAGGAGACUGGUGCAAACGGCACGGCACGCUCAACAACUGUUGCGCCUAGUGCUACCCCAGCCCCGUCGGGGCAGACGACCGUUGAAGAAGUCACAGGCGUUGUGCAGGAGAGUAACAAGAGGAAGGAGAAGGAGGAUCAGGCUGGUGAGGCGGGGAGAGCCCUUAGCGUCGUGGAGAAGAAGUUGAGCAAGACGCUUAGUACCAAAGCGACUGUCAACGAGCUCAUUCAGCAAGCUACUGAUGAGCGCAACCUUGCGGUGCUGUAUAUGGGAUGGGCAAGCUACGCGUGAGCAAAAUGCGUGUAACAAUCUUUUGGUCAAAAUUCGACGCUGCAGCAGCAUUACAGGCGCGCAUUUGGUGCAUCUUUCUUUUUCUCUUGUCCUGCAUAGCUUUCAAGCGCGGCGUCAAUGGAAGAUAGUCUACCAUAUUUCUUGGACUUGACUAGCAAUAUAUAGGUAGUCUCAUGUAUACCAAGUACACACUACAAACCCA